ACAACGUUCAUGUGUCGAGCGUACAUACGCGCGUGUGUGUGUGUAUAUGCAACCUUGACAACUCGUGUAGUAGUUUUGUAAGCGGGGUUUAGUGCAGAAGGUGAAGUGAAGAAACAAAUUAUACUACUGUGUACAUAUAUGUUAUACAUAUAUUAAAAUCUGUAUAUACGCAUAAAUAUAUGAUUAAUGUUUUUUCAAUGUCAUAUCGAAAUAUACAUAUAUGUACUUCAACGUAUGUAAACUUAACUACCGUAAAUUAGUGAAGUCCCGUAGCUGACGCCAUUUUGUAUUUAGAUAUUAUAAAAAACAACCAGUUAAAAUUCUUGUAAAUGGAACUUGGCAAAAAAAGGUAUAAGGGUGGUCGGACACCUGCAGUUAGGUCAAGUGAUAGGCGACGUCCUCAAAGUAUUUCAACAUCAUCAACUUUAUCGCCGCGCGUUGUAUUAUCGCGCUUGGAACCGAGAGAUUUUGAACGACUUCGACUAUCGUACAAAGUUGCUAUCGAUCAGAGGCGAUCUCGAAGCUGCCGUGGCAUGAACAUGGGUCAAAAAAUCAGUGGCGGUGUUAAAACAGUUAACCGUAAUGAUACGCAAUCAACAUUUAAACCCAUCAUACCCCGAGAAUUGCAAGCCGAUUUUGUAAAACCCGCUCGCAUCGAUAUAUUACUAGAUAUGCCGCCAGCCAGCCGAGAAGUGCAAUUGAAACACUCAUGGAACUCGGAGGAUCGCUCAUUGAACAUAUUCGUCAAAGAGGACGAUAAAUUGACAUUUCACCGGCAUCCCGUUGCCCAAAGUACCGAUUGUAUUCGCGGCAAAGUUGGAUUAACAAAAGGAUUGCAUAUAUGGGAGAUAUAUUGGCCGACACGACAAAGGGGAACACAUGCAGUUGUUGGGGUUGCAUCUGGGGAUGCACCGUUGCAUUCGGUGGGCUAUCAAAGUUUAGUUGGUUCCACAGAACAAAGUUGGGGUUGGGAUUUGGGACGCAAUAAAUUGUAUCAUGACUCGAAAAAUUGUGCUGGCAUCACGUAUCCGGCCAUCUUGAAGAAUGACGAAGCCUUCUUGGUUCCCGACAAGUUCUUGGUAGCUUUAGAUAUGGACGAAGGAACCCUGAGCUUCAUUGUUGAUCAGCAAUACCUGGGUAUUGCAUUUAGAGGCCUCAAAGGCAAGAAAUUGUAUCCAGUUGUCUCUGCUGUCUGGGGACACUGCGAGAUCACAAUGCGUUACAUCGGCGGAUUAGAUCCUGAACCCUUGCCAUUAAUGGAUCUGUGCCGAAGAACAAUUCGGCAGAAGAUUGGCCGAGUGAAUUUAGAAGAGCGCAUACAGCAACUGCAGCUUCCGCAAUCCAUGAAAACUUAUUUAUUGUAUAAAAAUCGUAGAUAAUAUUUUUAAAUGUUUGGAUGGGUUGUCGAAUAAGUUAUCAUUUCGCAAAAAAACUGAUAUUGAUGAUGACGGGGGCAGCAGCAGGGCAGCAGUUGAGCUAAAGUAUAGUAUUAGUUCGUAAUAGUCUUUAAUUCAAUGUUAGGUUUUUUUGUGUCGUCAAAGGAAUCAUGUGAAAGUAUACAAUUUUUGAAACUAUACUUGGUAAAUCAUUUUUCUUUUUGUAUUGUAAAUUAAGUCGAUCAAUUAACUCAAUAUUUAAAAAUAUACUCAUACUUUUAUUUGUACAAGCUUGAAGGAAACGAACGACGUCGUAUGAUACCUUCAAUUGAUUUAAAAGAAUAUAACAAAAAACACAAUUAUAUAUACAUACAUAUAAAUACAAAUUAUGUUUACAAAAACAAAACGACACAAACCUCGUGGUAUAUUCAAAAAAAUACGAAACAAAAACAAAAAAAAAAAUGACAAAACAAAAGAAAAGCAUAAAAAAUUGUACCAUAACAAACAGUAGAUAUAACAUCCAUUUUAAAUAUGUACUAAGUUUAGCAUUUUCUUUUUGAAUUGUGACCGUGUUCAGAUGUCUAAUUUAGUUAAAUAUUAAAUAGAAAUGUAAAUAUAUACAUAUAUAUACUUAUACAUAGUUACAGACAAGCAUACAUAACUACGCGGUAAAAAGUAUAUAGAUAUUGUAAGACGACAUUUCAUAAUUACGUAUGUGUAUUCUCCCCCUCCCCAAUUGAGAUGUCAGUUUGAGUCUUGGUUGCUUUAGGUAUUUUUGUGGAUGUGCUCGAUAUGCAAUUAAAUUAUGCAAAUUACGCAUGUACAUAUGUAUGUACUCAUAAAUAGCAUCAUUACACGGUCCUUAAGAUAUGGAAUAUGGAUAUAGAAAUGGGAUAGAACUUCUUUUUUAAAGGUGCAAUAAUUUCAUCAAACGCAAAACAUCUUAAUUUUGCCUACAGAACUGAUUUGAAGGAAUCUCAAAGAACGCAUUAUAUAUCCACACUACACAUGACAUGACAUACGAUUAUAUUAAUUUUUAAACAAUUUGAGGAAUUUUGAAUAAAGAAAAACCAAAAAAAAAAACCCCAAUGUAUUAACGUAAUGCAAAAAGUAACUUAAACGCGAUUCAUUGUUUUUUCAGCAUAAUAAUAAUGAAUGAAAUGUUUAUAUCUAAAAAAUCACACAUUAAAACAUACAAAUCUUAAUUAUUUCAACUUAUUUCUGAUUUUGAAAACUACUAGUAAUCAAAAAAAAAAACAUACAAAAUAAUUACUUAAUUAUUGAAUAUGCUUUAAGUAUUUUAAUGAUCGUUUACA
Drosophila nasuta is the source of this 2692-nucleotide messenger RNA. RefSeq names its product splA/ryanodine receptor domain and SOCS box containing gustavus (gene gus). The transcript has 3 exons. The coding region runs from base 330 to 1379 and encodes 349 amino acids. Lineage: Eukaryota; Metazoa; Arthropoda; Insecta; Diptera; Drosophilidae. Gene Ontology annotation, molecular function: protein binding. The record is from RefSeq and is a predicted model, not a curated record. Gene Ontology annotation, cellular component: SCF ubiquitin ligase complex. Gene Ontology annotation, biological process: proteasome-mediated ubiquitin-dependent protein catabolic process.